Messenger RNA from Drosophila hydei, 615 nucleotides. Its product is annotated as protein FAM32A. The record is from RefSeq and is a predicted model, not a curated record. The transcript has a single exon. The coding region runs from base 82 to 459 and encodes 125 amino acids. Gene Ontology annotation, cellular component: nucleolus. Lineage: Eukaryota; Metazoa; Arthropoda; Insecta; Diptera; Drosophilidae.
AUCGUAUAGUAUUGUCAGCCCUGGUAACCAGAGCAAAACAAAUCAUUUGGGUCUGUCCAUAAAAUAUAAAUAAUAAACACAAUGUCCGAUGCAUAUGCGUACGCUGCCAAAGGCAAGCUAAAACUUAAAAGCGAUACGGAGCUUAAGAAAAAGAAGAAGAAGCAUAAGAACAAGGACAAGGAGAAGGAGAAGGACGAAUUGCAACGAGCAUUUGUCGAGCAACAACUCAACGAAGCUGCAAAUGGAACUGCACAAGCCUCGACAUCCAGUACAAGUGGAUACCAACGCAAACUGACCAAGGCUGAGCUGGCGACCAAGAAGCAACAGGAGAAGAUGCGAAACAAACGCAUAAUGGAUAAGGCGCAGACAACGCACAAGCAGCGCGUAGAGAAAUUCAAUGAACAUCUGGACACGCUGACCGAACACUUCGAUAUACCCAAGGUGUCGUGGACGAAAUAAGGGGUGAUCAAUCACAAGCACUUAUUUCUAAAACAGUUUAUCUUUGCUGUGGUCAGAUACGAUGAACCGAUAGAGUUCACGACUAUCAAUUCGUAACACAAUUACGUAUGUCGUAUUUAAGCUUUGAUAUUCAACUGGCCCUAACAGCUGGUCAGC